UUAACUUUGGUUUUGCAUUCUGUUGUUGCAGGAGUGUACUACGAGCCCGAAUGUAACCCCUGGUCUCUGAACCAUGCAGUUCUGGCCGUUGGGUAUGGAACCACCAAGGACGGUCAGGACUACUGGCUGGUGAAGAACUCAUGGGGCAACCAGUGGGGCGAGGAGGGCUACAUCAAGAUGGCGCGCAACCGUGACAACAACUGCGGUAUCGCUUCGUGGGCCAGCUACCCUGUUGUCUAGAGAAAUCGGACAAACAUCAUUUCCGUCAAUUAAGCAAUCGUACCAGCUACCCCGUUGUCAAGAAUCGGUCAAAGGUGAAUAACGUCAGUUGUCAGUUGAGCAAUCGUACUUGUAGAGAUGGAUUGACUUCCUAACCACAUAUGGAUCGUAGUCUAACCACAAAUCGGUCAACAUGAAUUCCGUCAUUUAUCAGUCGAGCAAUCGUAAAAGUCAUUAUAAUAUUGUAGAAAUGGAUCGGCUUCCUCGUUGUCCAACCACAAAUCGGUCAAACAUGAUUUCUGUCAUUUAUCAGUCGAGCAAUCGUAAAAGUCAUAUUUGUAGAGAUGGAUCGGCUUCCUCGUUGUCUAAUCACAAAUCGGUCAAACAUGAAUUUCGUCACUUAUCAAUCGAGCAAAUCACAUCAGAUACAGUUGUAGAGAUUGAUUCCGUUUAUGAAAUGGUCGAGCAAAUAACUUGAACAAAUCAGUGAAAUCUGUUUGCCAUCAAAUUACAAAUCAGAACAUGAAUAUGAAUAAGUGUUAUGCCGGCGGAUUAGAUGAAGAUUAAAUUUGUUUUAGAAUGAUUGGACGGUAUUCAAAUGAAUAGAUUAGUUUAAAUCUAGAUUAAUAGUAUUGUAGAUCUUAAUUGGUUAUGGAAAUCGUCAUUGGAUUGAAUAAGUUAGAUGAAUAAAGUUUGAGAUGGAUCUCAAUAAUAAUAUCGAGUGGCCUGGCUGGCUCAGGUCUGGUGUCAGAGUUUCAGGUCGCAACUGAUCAAUUUCAGGGCCUCUGUCAUCAUGUAUCUCAAUGAAUCAGGCGAAGAAGAUGUAGCGUAAAUUGAAUGAAGAUGAAUUAAUUGUGGAAAUAUUCAAUCAAUGAACCAGUUAGCUUAAAGUUAUAAAACAAAUUCAGGCGAAUGAUUAAUCGAUUUUUGGUAGAAAUAUAUUUAUCAAAGCAAAAUAUUUCCAAACAUCUUGGACGAUUUUGUAACCGGGGUGUAAUUCUUCAAUCAAAUAAAUAAUUCCAGAAUCAAAUUCAGCUCAACGAUUUCUCGAUAUGAAAUUCAUCGUCAACUCAUUGCUCAUAUUUUUAAUCAAAAGACACUCUCUAUUUUUUGUGUGAUAAGUAUAGUAUUAAUAUUGAUGACAGUGCAGUUUUUUCUAACUUUAGUUAGCAAUUUUAGUUCUAUUUUAGUGCUGUUAAUUGUGUAAGCAUUGGUGUAAUGUUAGAACUGUACAUAUUUAUGUUUUGUAUUUUUGUAAGUAUUAAUUUGAGAAUAUAAGUUUAAACGGA
This is a messenger RNA of Nilaparvata lugens (brown planthopper), 1508 nucleotides long. Its product is annotated as crustapain-like. The annotation marks the transcript as partial. Gene Ontology annotation, cellular component: lysosome. Lineage: Eukaryota; Metazoa; Arthropoda; Insecta; Hemiptera; Delphacidae. Gene Ontology annotation, molecular function: cysteine-type endopeptidase activity. The transcript has a single exon. The record is from RefSeq and is a predicted model, not a curated record.